GCGUGGCUGGAGCUUGACGGACAUGGAGAAGUCCUCGCGGAAAAAGCGAGUCCUAGUUGGAGCGACAGGGAGCGUGGCGGCCAUAAAGGUACCUGAACUUGUUGAGCAGCUGCAGAAGAUUCAGGAUCCCCAGGCACUGCUGUCUUUCACAGCUGGAUGUAGAGGUUGUGGCCACAAAGAGAGCUACACACUUUCUUCGACUCGACCCGACUUGGCUGCAAGUGUCACUUAGACGAAGAUGAAUGGGUAUGGGCCUCAAAGGGGGAUCCAAUCUUGCACAUUGAGUUGAGAAGGUGGGCAGAUGUUUUCGUCAUAGCUCCUCUGGGCGCAAACACUAUGGCCAAAAUGGCCAAUGGACUGUGUGAUAAUCUACUGACUUGUGUAGUGAGAGCCUGGGAUCCAACUAAGCCGCUGCUAUUCUGUCCAGCAAUGAACACAGCCAUGUGGUCUCACCAGCUCACCUCAUGUCACAGGGAUAAGCUGUUAGGGCUGGGCUACGUGGAGAUUCCUCCUGUUACAAAGAUGCUUGCCUGCGGCGAUGAAGGGAUUGGAGCUAUGGCAGCUGUUUCAGACAUCGUUCAAGCUGUUUUGACAUCGUUGCCAAGCUCGGGGGAGGACUAAGACUAAUUAUUAGUUCACACGUGCGUAUAUACAAUAAGUAUGAUGAUACAAUAAUGAUUAUAGGUAAAUGAAAGUUCAAUGAGUCCUG
Messenger RNA from Geodia barretti, 709 nucleotides. Lineage: Eukaryota; Metazoa; Porifera; Demospongiae; Tetractinellida; Geodiidae. The record is from the annotation of a GenBank genome assembly.